AUGGCCAGCUCGCCCGCUUGAAAGAGACGAGUCGUUCGCGAACCACCCGCCACUCGUCAGCUGACAAGAAGUGGUCAUGUGACCUGCCGUCAUGUGACCUGCCGUCACAAGAAAGAUGGCGGCCGUGCUGAGCUUGUGCGGAUCUCUGCUCUUCUUUCUUCCUUGGAUCACGUGGAGCAGGAAGGUGUCAGUGCAGUUGAACCCAGGUGCGCUGGCUCCGCCCCCUGGUGGAGAUGUGGUGCACGUAAGAGCCCAGGGAGACAAUGACACACUUCACUUCCUCUUCUGCAGCCAGGGGGCGCCAACACUGCUGAUGGUGCACACCAACAUCUCUUCUUCUACUCUACUGGUGGACUGGCCAGUAUUCCUGAGUAAUGAGAGUAGUGGGAGUGUCAAAGUGGAACCUGGCAGCAACAUCUUGGACAGCAGGGCCCUCGUCUUCACUAGAGUGUUGGAAUACAAUGACGUGAACAACACAGCCCAGGUGACCUCUGACCUCUACCCGCCCUAUGACCUCCACAACAUCAGCUGGUCUCCUGUCAAACUGGAUGGAACCUCCGUGCUCUUGUGUGCUCGUCUGGGGGCGGGACUGCUCUGUCUCAAGCUGUCUGCAUUCGAGUCAGAGGGGCGUGCAAAGACUUGGCCCCGCCUCCUUCACAGCGCUAACUCCUCCCAGUUGGAGGUGUGGCUUGACGGCCUGCAUCCGAGGGCGGAGCGAUCGCGCUUCUUCCUGGAGCUGCAGACAGUGGGCGGAGCCUAUCCCCUGGACAGCGUGGCGGUGCGUCGCUCCAUCGAUGACGAGUUCACGCCCUCCAUCUUUCAGGUGUCUCAGUGGACAUCGGCGACAGAGGACAGCUCCCGGGGGCGGGGCUUCGUGCUGUGGAAGCCGGUGGCCUAUCGCCGCUCCCCGCCCACGCUGGAGGACGCCACGCCGUGUCGCCACUCCCGGCCCCGCCCCACCGACGGCCAAGAGGUGGCGGCGGCGUCCAGGCUGGUCAGAGCCUUCUUCUCCCAGGAGGUCGCCUACGGACUCAACGUGACCUUUGGCCUGGCGGGAGGAGCCUUCUACAACAGCAGCAGGUUCCUCACAUGGACCCUGCUGGUGGGCGUCGGCCUCCCCCCCGCAGACACCUUCUCCCCUCUGCUGCUCGCCAUCAUGGCCGCAGGGCUGGGCGUCCCACUCCUCAUCCUGUUGAUGGGCGGAGUUUAUGUCUGCACGCGUGCUCCAUCUGCUUCCUCUGUCAGCAGAUAUCAGCCAAUCAACUGACCUCACCACGCCCCCUUUAUCAGCUAAUCAGGACAGAGAUAGACUCAGGUGAAGAAAUGUACAAUCAAUAAUUAGGGAUCAAUAACUAGUGGAUCAUUAGUUAAUAGAUCAGUAACUAGUGGAUCAUUAGUUAAUAGAUCAAUAACUAGUGGAUCAUUAGUUAAUAGAUCAGUAACUAGUGGAUCAUUAGGUAAUAGAUCAAUAACUAG
This is a messenger RNA of Nerophis ophidion (straightnose pipefish), 1476 nucleotides long. Its product is annotated as glycosylated lysosomal membrane protein-like. The transcript has 7 exons. Lineage: Eukaryota; Metazoa; Chordata; Actinopteri; Syngnathiformes; Syngnathidae. The record is from RefSeq and is a predicted model, not a curated record. Bases 116 to 1267 code for a protein of 383 amino acids. Gene Ontology annotation, cellular component: lysosome.